UGAGCUCAUAGUUACACCUCACCCUUCUGCCGUUCUCUCUUCCUUCAACUAUAAAUACAUAGCUUGCUUAACACAGCCACUUCAUCCACAAGCAAGAUAGCAAUCUAAGCAUAGAGAGAGCAUUUUAGCAAGAACACUACAUAACCAUGAUUCAUCCAAAGAAGCUGGCUCAACUGGCUAAGAAGUUGCAGAGGCUGGUGGCAGCCGGUGGCCAGGAGACUGCAGACACCGACGGAUGCUGCAGCAUUGCUUCUGUUGCAGACAAGGGCCAUUGUGUCGUGUACACCGCUGAUGGAUCACGGUUCGAGGUCCCAUUGGCUUACCUUGGCACAGUGGUCUUCAGAGAGCUCCUACGGAUGUCUCAAGAGGAGUUUGGCUUCACCUGCGAUGGCAAGAUCACAUUGCCCUGUGAUGCCUCUGUGAUGGAGUAUGUGAUGUGUUUGAUUAGGAGAGAGGCCUCUGAAGAGGUCGAGAAGGCGUUCCUGAGCUCCAUAGCGAGGCCUUGCUACAGUAUGAGUUGUUUGCCGCCAUCAGCUGGAUUUUAUCAGCAAUUUUCUGUUUGUAGCUAGUGGUACAUGUUUUUGUUCAGUUAGAUAUGUCAGUUUUCAGGACAAUAGGAAAUGCAACAAAGAUACCUAUUUUCUCAUCUUAGCAGACCAGUGUGAAUUUUCUGAAAAUGUCAGUUUCCUGUGAUUAUUCACAUCUGCAUCUUUUGCGUUGCUACUUGCUAAAUGUUCUUGAUAAGAUUAGCAAGCUUUCUUGUAAAAAAGAAGUCAUCCUGCCAGUCAGUCAAUUGGUUUUGUUGAUGAAUUUUGGAAGAUGUUUGCAAAACUUGAAAAAAUAGUCAACGAAGAAUUUGAAGCUACACCUAUAUUUACCAAAUUCUCAAGCACUGAUGAAAGAAGAUAAAACAGAGGGCUAACCUCGAUUACAUAAUAGUGUCAAAAAGAUGAACUUGAACUGGAACCAACCACUGUAUGAACCUCCUUUCUUUUGUUCCAUUUGCUUGUCUUUCGUCUGAUCUUGUUGUAAAUUCCUGCUCUGAGUAAUGAACUUGGCAGCUCUCCUGAUAUAUUGGAAAAAGAGAUACGAUUGCUGUGAGUCUCAACUGAGAAUUGUGGUCUACAUCUGCAAUGCUAGUUAGGUAUUGUUUUGUUAAGCAGCGCUUUGGUGGUUGCGAGUCUAGC
Aegilops tauschii subsp. strangulata is the source of this 1187-nucleotide messenger RNA. Its product is annotated as auxin-responsive protein SAUR36. The record is from RefSeq and is a predicted model, not a curated record. Gene Ontology annotation, biological process: response to auxin. Lineage: Eukaryota; Viridiplantae; Streptophyta; Magnoliopsida; Poales; Poaceae.